UGACCUGCGCUUGCGCAUCAGCACGAGGGAGCCGCUCUGUACCCCAUAAAUCAGUUUUCCUCCUCCGGCAUUUUGGCGCCUGUAUUGUGCAAAUGAGACUGUAAGCGCUGCUCGGCGAUGCCCAUACGUAUCGUAAAAGGUGGAGACUUUCUAGUGGUCGCUGUCAUUUAGGUCCCUCCAUCCUUAUGGAGCGAGCGGCAGCUGUUUCAGUCUCCUCGAGUCGUGUGGGGAAGGUGGUCGCGGUGCAUUAAAAGGCUACAAGUUAGCCGGGAUUCUUCUCGGACUGGGGUGAAGGAAAGCAAGAGCCAUGUCUGCGCGAGAAAGACUGAAGGAGAGGAUGACUAAGGACAGCGUUACUUUGCUGCCGUGCUUCUAUUUCGUUGAGCUUCCAAUCCUGGUCUCAUCUGUGGUGAGCCUUUACUUCCUAGAGUGGACAGACAUCUUCAAACCGGUGCACUGGGGGUUUGCUUGCCAUGACCGCAGUCUGAGUUUGCCAUACAUUGAGCCCACGCAUGAGGUCAUUCCCUUCCUCAUGCUCCUCAGCUUGGCCUUCGCUGCACCUGCCAUAACGAUAAUGAUCGGAGAAGGCAUUCUGUUCUGCUGUCUGUCCAGAACUCAGAGCGGCCCUGGAGCUGAGGCCGACAUCAAUGCAGCCGGCUGCAACUUCAACUCUUACGUCCGCCGUGCCGUCAGGUUUGUGGGGGUUCAUGUGUUUGGCCUCUGUGCCACCGCUCUGAUAACUAACAUUAUCCAACUGUCGACGGGUUAUCCGGCACCCUACUUCCUCACUGUCUGCAAACCUAACUACACCCACCUGAACAGCUCCUGCGAUGAGAGCUCCUUUAUCCUGGAGGACAUCUGCUCUGGUGCUGACACUGCCAUCAUCAAUGCCAGCAGAAAAUCCUUUCCUUCUCAACAUGCCACAUUAGCAUCUUUUGCUGCCGUCUACAUCUCAAUGUACUUCAACAGCACUCUAACAGACUCAUCUAAGCUGCUGAAGCCCUUGCUAGUUUUCUCGUUCAUCAUCAGUGCCAUCAUGUGUGGCCUGACACGUAUAAUCCAGUACAAGAACCAUGCCAUUGAUGUCUACCUAGGAUUCCUCCUUGGAGGGGGCAUUGCUGUUUACUUGGGUUUGUACGCUGUGGGGAAUUUCCAGCCCAGUGAGGAGAAGCACAGCAGUGAACCCCAGGUGAGGGAUCCUGUCCAAUCCAUGACUGAUCUGGGUCAGAGGGUUGGCCACCACCUGCCUGCUAAAAGUUGCAGCAGUAGUGACGGCCUCUCCUCUUCCCACUCGGAGGGAAUCCUGCACCGGAAUCUGCAAGCCCGGCAGACUAACUCCCUCACCAACCUCAAAAGAUCCAGUGCAGAUGUGGAGGUCAUCACCCCCUGCAGCCCUGCAGUCAAGGAGAGCAUGGUGACCUUCAACACUCUGCCGAGGAUUCACUCACCAGCCAUAGAUGAUGCCCGGCGCACAGCCACCAUCCAUUCCUCCAUGGACUCCAGCCGGUCCAAACAGCUUCUGUCACAGUGGAAAAGUAAGAACGAGAAUCGAAAGCUCUCCCUGCAGGCCAUGGAGAAUGGGCCAGGCCAUUCACCCACCAGCAGCAUAGAGACUCGCUCGAGCUCUGAGCCUUAUGCUGUUGGCGUCAAUGGGGAACACCAGGGUCCUGGAGCUCCAUGCCUCAAACUGGCCACAGGAAGUACUACAUUACCCAACAAUCCCAGUGGCAUUGCUGGAGGUGCUAGAAUAUCCCUCCAGUCCAGGCCAGGGUCUUCUCAGCUGGUGCACAUCCCAGAGGAGACUCAGGAAUGUAUGGGCAGCUCACCUGGCGGCAAUGUACGGGACAAGUGGCUAAAGAGCAUGGAGAAGAGUGGGCCAGCACCUGUAAGGACUAAUGUCAAUGGACAGCCACGAAUCAUGCAAGUCAUUGCCAUGUCAAAGCAGCAAGGUCUGCUGCCCACAGGCUCUCCCAGCUCUGAGAGCAGCAGCCACACCAGCUCCACUGUACCUCUACACCGAUACAAGAGCCUGACGGAGGAGACAGGCUCAGGGGCCACCAGCCAAGGCUCUACAGGGGCUAUAGUGAGAGUAGAAGCUCACCCAGAGAAUGGGCGACCCCUGGUGCAUGCACAUUCCACUGAUGGCAGCGGCUCCUGGACCUGGAAGUCUCAGAGCAGCUUGAGGCAGUCCUUUGAGCUUAAUGAUCUAAACCGGGACUCUGAAAGUUCAGAGUCUUUUAGGGACGGCUACGGUUCCACAGACAGAAAAAGAAGCAAUUCCAGUGCCCCAAUCCCUGUCACCGUGCCAACCGUCCCUACCGUCUCCACUGUUUCCUCUGUAGCCAACGCAGUGGGGGACCAGCAAUAUCAUCAGGCCAUCUCCACUAUCCGGGUGACCCCCAUGGAGAGCACCGAUAGUGGCCCAGAGAGCCGGGACUCAACCCUGAACAGGAAAAGCAAAAGCAAUAUGAUCCUGAUCCCUGAAAGAGGGAACAGCCCUGACAACACUAGAAACAUUUUCUACAAAGGCACCUCCACCACCCCAGCUUUUAAAGAGUAGCCAGCCAGUAUUUUCACUGUUUAUUAUGAGAGGAUUGAUCAGAUGUCAAACCUCACGUGCAUCACGCUGUGGGAUUCACUGUAUUUAUCCAGACAUAUUUGUUUUGUUUUUCUACUUUGCACUCUAAAUAACCUACAUUAUUUUGAUGGCUCUCACUGUUUCUUACCAUGCAUGAGGUGUUUCACUGGUUUAUGAAGUAGCCACAGUGACACAAAAGCACAAAUGUAGAACUGUUUAGAAGCUAUUGAUGCUUGCAACAGUGAGGAAGUAUAUUGUAGCAUAUCAAAAAAUUAUAUGUGACUAGGGCUGGGUAUCUUUUUACAUUUUUUGAUACCAAUACUUUGCUUCAAUACUGAUUUACUGACCACAAUGGAUAACAGACUAAUAAAGUUGUGCUGACAUGUAUAACAUGCUUGCAGAAUAUAGACAGAGAAUCACAAGUCUAGAUUUUCGUAUAUUUAGGUAUUGAAAUUUAGUAUCGAACAACAUGAUAUUUUUUGAUACUUGGUGUGCAGUACCAUAAAAGUAUUGCAUUUCGAUACCCAGCCCUAUAUGUGACACACUGUGAAGUUGACCUAGUGCCAAGUCUUAACUGAAACACUGUAAGCAUCUCAUGUUUCACAUUUCUAAAGGUAAUUUUUCAAUGAUUAUAGUAGCCCUUAUUUUUUGUAAAAUAAAUAUACCAUUAAAUUGGUGCUGCCCUAUCUAAAAAAUGUAAAAAGCUGUAAGUUAGUAUGAAAGGAAAUCUAUCCAAGCUGGCUCUUGAAAACCAAGGGAAAUGAUGUUGUAUUCCUAUACUCUUCAGAAACUUGCGUUAUUGAAGCUUUUGAUGACCAUAAGUGCUUAAAACAUUCUCUGUAGCUAAUAAUAUAGUCUUAAAGUACCAUGCACUAUAUCCUCCUACUUGCAAUACAAAGGAUUUGCUCUUUUUUCAAACUGUGUUCUUUCAGCAGGACUUCAUAAUUAACUUACUUGAUUUGUGUCUCUUCCUCUCAGCAGCACAGAAAUGCUUCGUCCUGCUGUACUGAAUGAUUUAGUAAAUAGUCCCUGUCUCUUGCUCAGGUGAAAGAGGCAGCAUGCAUUAUGUUCUGUGGUAAAUGAAGGUGUAAAUGGGUCACCGUCUUCCUUUAGUAUGUAUGGUAGAGCAGGGCACUCGGUGACACAGUCUGCUGCUACUGUAAGCUGAGUUGCUGCCCGAGCCUCCAGCUGCUCUGUUCACUCCUUGUAUAUUUUGCACUUGAGUGGACAAAGUAAGGCAGAGUAAUGGGGGAGAAAGUGUACACUCCCUUUCUCUGCCCUUUGUUUCUUAAACUUCCAGUGUACACCAUAAAUAUUUCCUUUAUGCCACUGUCAUCCUAGUUCUUGUGGGAUCUGUUAAGCAUUCAGACUGUGUCUAUUGUUGAUAAUUGAACUGCACUGUAGCUCUUCGUUCAUCCCAAGUGUAUGUAUGUUUACUUAGAAUUUCCACAUGGUCAAUUUUAGGAUGAGAAAUAGAGAAAAUACAAACAUGUUACCUAUUUUUAGAUUUACCAAAUGUGGUGUCAUAUAAACUGUUAAUGAAAUAGAAUCUAAUCUUUAUUUUAAUAGACACAAAAAUGAAUAAUUUUUCUUUGACACUGAUUUUGCUGUAUGACUUUUUAUAAAGUGUAUAUAAAUGUGCCAAAGGGUAUUUUAAAGAAAGUAGCCUGUGGUUUACUAUAGUAUUUCUAUAUCAGCCUGUAUUCUUCUAUACCACAUAUACUGUGUCAGCACAGGUAGAGCAUCUGCAUGAUGGUGAUUUGAUAAUCAGCACAUUUAUUUUGUUCUCUUUUUGUAAAUGAUAUGUUAACAUAACUGCAGGAUGUGUCGCUGUUAAUACUGGACAUGAUUACUGGUUGACAAUCUUUGUUGAUGUCUUACUUUAAUGUAGAUCUUUGUUCAUCAGAGUAGCAACCUCAACAUGCCAAAUAGGCAUUUAAAUUGUGUACAUCUGUUUUGAGGAAUGCAUCGAGCAUGCUGUGUUCUGAGACAGCUGUAGGGCACUGGCCUGAAGUACUGUGUUUGCUUCUCAUCAGGAAAGUUUAUUAGGAUAGCCGUGUAUGGGAAUGAAUCCAGCCGUGUCCAUUACACCGAUCUGGCUCAAGGUUAAAGCUUUAGGCUCUUCCUCUGCUUCACUUGUGCCAGGUCUACAUACAAAAUGGGGUCCGUGGAAAAAAACAGUGUGGUGUUUUGGUGUUGAAAUAAAUGUUUGUUAUGUUCUCCAGAA
Messenger RNA from Pygocentrus nattereri (red-bellied piranha), 4805 nucleotides. It is a transcript of the gene plppr4b, whose product is annotated as 2-lysophosphatidate phosphatase PLPPR4. Gene Ontology annotation, molecular function: phosphatidate phosphatase activity. The record is from RefSeq and is a predicted model, not a curated record. NCBI's taxonomy places the organism in Eukaryota, Metazoa, Chordata, Actinopteri, Characiformes, Serrasalmidae. Gene Ontology annotation, biological process: phospholipid metabolic process; axonogenesis; signal transduction. The transcript is spliced from 7 exons. Bases 308 to 2560 code for a protein of 750 amino acids.